AUGAGUUAUUCUGAAAACGACGGUCGCAUGGAGUUUACUAUCAGAGACAUUGAUGGCAAAACGUUUAACGUGAUGCACAAUGCGAACCUGAAUACAUCACAUUGUUCCUGUAAGCACUUCGAGAUGUAUGGAUGGUUGUGUAGGCAUGCUUUCGUUGUUAUGAAGGAUAUGAAAGUAGACGUUAUUCCGCCCGCACACAUCAUGUCAAGGUGGACAAAGCUGGCCAUUAGCACUCCUAUGUUCCGUAUACUUUACAGCAUUUCUGAAGAGUGCGCACAAAUAGACGAAAGGAAGUCAAUGGUUAAUCAAUUGUGGUCUGACCUACAUAUAUGCAUGGGGUUCGCUGAGAAGCACGUUGACCAUCUUGUUGAGUUUUCAAAGAUAAUUGAGGCACAUAAGCGGAAACUCGUGGAAUAUCAGGAGAGUGACUCAUCAGGCAAUGACAGGGGGCACAUUUUUGAAUCGUUUGUUGGCAUGUCCGCGCCAUCAGAGGUAAGCAUCCACUCGCCUACACAAUCGAAAAACAAAGGUAGUGGGAGAAGGAUGAAAACCAACAAGGAGAAGUCGAUCGAGACAAGCAAUAAAAAACGAAGGAUUUGCAAGUUAUGUGGCGGGAGGGCAGGACACAAUGCACGAACAUGCCCUAAGAAGCCGUAA
Striga hermonthica is the source of this 657-nucleotide messenger RNA. The record is from the annotation of a GenBank genome assembly. Lineage: Eukaryota; Viridiplantae; Streptophyta; Magnoliopsida; Lamiales; Orobanchaceae.